CCGACUGACAAAAAACUCUCCAGCUACGGUCGACGACAUAUGGAUGGCGAGGUGAAAGUAGUAAACAAAAUUGAAAUUAAAGCGAAAAUUAGGUACUUAUUCCUAUUUGACAAGACUCUGUUAAUAUGUAAACCAAAGGGUGACAGCUUUACUUUCAUGAUGGCCUAUCACAUUAUCAAUGGACCGUAUCAAGAAUUACCCUUACCUGGGAAAAAAGGCGAGAAGUACUGUUUCGGAUUUACACUACCAAUCUCUGGACACGAAACCGCUGCGGAAAUGACGUUCUUUGUCAAAUCGGCUGAAAUUCGAACAACCUGGUUGAACGCUAUCAAGGCAGCUAUCUCCAAUCUUUUCCCUCCUGGUGCCAAAGACAAAGGCUACAACUUCGAAAUGCAUACUUUCCAGAAGCCAACCUACUGUUGCGUUUGCAACAAGCUUCUCCAGGGAAUCUUCUAUCAGGGCUACCGUUGUCGUGAGACGGGUUACGCCGCUCACAAGGAUUGUCUCGCUUCAAACAAUCUCCCCAUACGACGGCCGGCUCUUUCCGCCAACCUUUCCAUUAGUCCACUUAUGAACGGAAUCACCUCUGGCCUCACUCAGCCUCCACCCUUACCGCCAUCUCAAUUCAGCACUUUACGCAGUCGCCACCUCCCACAAUCGCCACAUCUGGCCUCAUCUGCUUCGACGUCGGCGCUCACAGCACGGAGUUCCCUAUCCGGCUUUCCCGUCGUAGCUCAUUCUACAUCCAAUGAUCUUUCCCAUAUCACCGAUGCCGUAUCGGUGGUAAAUCAAUGUUUAGCCUCUGCAGAUCCAACGACGGUCCACACUCCGGUCCAUUUUCGCCGAUUCACAUCAACUCUGAUUGCUUCCAACAGUUCACCGCAUUCCGUCAAUCCUCCACUUACUGUCACCGUACGUAAAGCCUAUUCGGCCGAUGCCAAUCCGCCCAUUCUAGAUUCGGCACUUUCGCUUGUCGUGGGUGAUCAAGUGGAGAUACUACAUUGGUCAGAUGAUGGUGCAUGGUGUCGAGGCCGGUGCAAUGGUCUCGAAGGUUGGUUUCCAGCGCACAUCCUCGAACCUUUGUCUCUCCGACCCCAUCGGCAAAUUCAACCACGCUAUGCACGCUCAGUAUCGCACCAAUCUACCAUGGAACUUGGGCAAAUGAAUCGUUUAUCCACCCAUGUUUAUACAACCUCUCCAUCGCAUAAUGCCACGGUCACUCCGAAUCAGCGAUCCUGGCCUAAUCGCAUCAGUCUAGCCGGGGAAUCGGGUGAGGGGAAUUGCAUGAGAUCCGAACACCCAAAACCUGAGUCCUGGGUUACGUUCGAAUCGGAAAGCACUCCUCCUUUUCCAUCAAAAGUCAGUGAUCCCAAUGAUCCGCUCAGUCGCUACAACUGGUACAUGGGUGAAAUGGACCGUGCGGAAGCUGUUUCCUUGCUUGCCAAUUGUGAAAAUGGCACCUUCCUUGUGCGUGUAUCCAAGAGUGCUGAACGGUUGGGCGAGUACUCUCUCUCCCUGGUUUAUGAUUAUCCCCGCCACAUCCGCAUACAACGUCUGCUUACAGCCGAUGGCUCAUCGGUCGCCUAUGGCCUUUGCGAGCUGGAACAAUUUCCAAGUAUUCCGGCCUUAAUCGAUCACUACUCCAAAGUCUCCCUGAAUCGAUGUUUUGACGAGGUCGACACAACUCUGCUCUAUCCUUAUCAACCAUGCCCUGAUUCUGUUUCCUUUUUCGUCCGAGCUAACUAUGACUUCAACGAUGACUCCAAUUCGCGAUUGCUGAGCCUAAAACGAGGUGAUCGGAUCGCCGUUGAUAGCGGAAGGCGUGGGUGGUGGAAAGGAUGGUUACAUGGCAGGGUCAAUAUGAUACACUACUUGCUGUCAGUUUUACGGCUCUGUCGAAGUUGUGAGAUAUCGGUUGCUCGUUCGGGUUCUUUCGUCUCCAACCUGUUCAUGAUCAAAGGAUUGCUCGAUGGUAUUCUGUACAAUGUCUUCCAUCUGUCUUCCAUCACUCAGAGACUUUCUCCUUUUGUCAGGAAAAUCCAAUACAGAUCCAAUGGACUCAAAUUUCGCAAUCAAGCUUGUAAUGGUCGACACGGUGAAAGGAUCUUUGAUGAGACCAUGUUUGGUUUUGUAACCACGAAGUGCAGCGGUGGCACUUUCACCAAGGGAAUAAUAGAGUUUCUUUCAAUGCGCAUCAUGCCUCGUAGACGGGCCAGUUCACAGAAAGCAUUCGAAGUGGGAGAUAUUGAGAACGCACCUCCUCAGGUCAAGAGAGACUGCUGGGAGCCGGCGAACUGGCGGCUGCAGCUUCAGAAUAUAACCCAAAUGCGUAAAGAUCGUGAUGCUCCAGUUGACGUUAUGGGCUGUGAACGGCUCGCAGAUAGGAAGGCCGAUCCCAAGACAUUUCGUCUCCAGGUUUUACUAAGUCUUAUGCUUUCAAGUCAAACCAAAGAUCAAGUGACCGCAUCAGCAAUGCAUCGACUCCAAUCUCAUGGUUGCACACUGAAGGACUUGCUAGAAAUUGAUUCUGGUUCUUUGGAGCAGCUAAUCUAUCCGCAAAAAGCAAUUUAUAUUAAAAAGGCUUGCGAAAUAUUCAAAGAAAAAUAUGAUGGGGACAUUCCACGGUCUGUGAAAGAACUCUGCGAAUUGCCAGGUGUUGGACCGAAAAUGGCACACCUUGCUAUGCGAUGUGCCUGGAAUGAGGUAACGGGGAUCGGAGUCGAUACCCAUGUUCACCGGAUUGUCAGUAGAUUGCAAUGGACAAAAAAGCCUACUAAAACUCCGGAGGAAACGAGAAAGGAGCUGGAGGCCUGGUUACCACGCGAGGAGUGGGAUCGUAUCAACUGGCUGCUUGUUGGCUUCGGACAGCAGCGUUGUCUUCCCGUAUCUCCACAAUGUUCAACUUGUCUGAACCUGAACCUCUGUCCGACUGGCCGAAAGCUUGCGGGUCGUUCGCAGAAGAAACUCUAGUAUUUCAUACCCCUGUCAUCCAUUUAUCAAAAUUGCAUUUAUCCCAUGGUUCUAUCG
This is a messenger RNA of Opisthorchis viverrini, 3027 nucleotides long. RefSeq lists its product as hypothetical. NCBI's taxonomy places the organism in Eukaryota, Metazoa, Platyhelminthes, Trematoda, Opisthorchiida, Opisthorchiidae. The record is from RefSeq and is a predicted model, not a curated record. Gene Ontology annotation, biological process: base-excision repair; base-excision repair, AP site formation; nucleotide-excision repair. The coding region runs from base 40 to 2970 and encodes 976 amino acids. Gene Ontology annotation, molecular function: oxidized pyrimidine nucleobase lesion DNA N-glycosylase activity; DNA binding; protein binding. Gene Ontology annotation, cellular component: nucleus. The transcript has 19 exons.